Molecule: messenger RNA, 2355 nt
Organism: Thecamonas trahens ATCC 50062
Lineage: Eukaryota; Apusomonadida; Apusomonadidae
Product: aprataxin
Exons: 1
Coding region: 69-2273 (734 amino acids)
Biological process (GO): single strand break repair; double-strand break repair
Cellular component (GO): nucleus
Molecular function (GO): single-strand break-containing DNA binding; mismatched DNA binding; DNA 5'-adenosine monophosphate hydrolase activity
Source: RefSeq, a predicted model, not a curated record
CAAAGGCUGUCCACACUCGCCGCACGGCCUCGGCGAGCAAAGGCGGAGGCUACAGUAGUUCUGAAGGCAUGUACCGGGCCGAGCUGCGGCGGGUGGACGAGGCGGUCGGCGGGCAGUUGCCUGCGCUGGUUCUGCCGCCCGGGCGGUUUGUACUCGGCCGCGGGCCGCAGUCUGGCAUUGCCGACCGCACCGUCUCACGCAAGCAGGCGACGCUCGACUUUGAUGCCAUCGGAGGGCGGCUGGUGGUAACACUCAACGGGCGCAACGCAGGGCGUGUGUUCCGCGGCUACGUACAGAGCAGCAGCAGCUCCUCGCGAACCUCGGGCGUGGCGCUGGCCGGCAGUGGAGGGACGGCCGAGCUUGCUUCGGGCGACGCAUUUGCCCUCGUCGGCAGUAGCUUUGUCUUUGAGGUCUCCAUAGUCGAGCCCUGGUCCCAAGAGGCGGGUGCCAGCGAGGCUCCAGGCUCUGCCAAGCGAGAGCGAAAGCAAGAGGGCGAGAGUGAGGAGCGGGGCAGAGCAACCAAGAUGCAGAGGGCGCUUGACGGGCGGCGCAUUGUGGCAUCGUCGCAGAACUCGGACGUGGAGCGGGCGAUGCUGACUGAUGCUGUGACGCAGACAAUGGCGCCGGUCGAGGAUGUGUCGCCGUCGCUACCGCCAACGCUGGCACCAGCUGCGCCGCAGUCCGAGGACAUCGUGCGGGAGAGGCCGCCGGCUCCGUCGCCGCAGGCCGACACGUCCAGCGGCGCGGCAGCGAACAAGUCGGCCGAGUUGGCCGAGCCGGCCGAGCCGAGCGUUUCCGAGGGCCAUGUUGAAGCAAGUCCUGUUCUUUCGGCCGCACCGGCGCGGACACGACGAAUCGAUGGCAUUGCGCCACAAAUACUGAGCUCGCCGUCGCGGUCGGGCAAGUUUGACGACGACGACUGCGGCGGCGAGUGCCGGGUGGCGCGAUGCCUUGUGAUGCCGCUGUUGGCAACUGAGGAGUGCGCGUUUGGGUAUGACCCAGAACGCUCAGCAUCGGUGGCUGGAACUGAGCUUGCACGAGCACGCGAACGAAUUUCGGCUGUCCGCGGUGAGGUGGUCUUCGCCGGUGACGCCAGCACGAGCGAGGCAGCGCGAGCUGCGUUUGCCAGAGUAUGCUCGGAAGAUGCGCACGGUGUGGCGAGGCUGGAGAUCGACGUCGAUGCUGAACUCCCCGGGGAACCGUGGGUGAGCCUCGGUGCGACGAUGGUGUUUGAGAGCAACUGGCGGUUCAAGGCGUCGCAGGCCUCAGGCGGGCUCAACGCGCGGGUUCACGCGCUGUGUGGGCCUCUACUUGCGCGCACGCUCAAACAAGUGCACAAAGCUGGCGAUGUCGGCCGGGCGUAUGCGGUCCAGCUGGACGAGUCCAGCCUAGGCGGGCGGCUUGGUCAGGUAUCGCGCCUCAUCGCUGUCGUCCCGCCGAACAUGAACCCAAACAAGAAGUUUGACGCCUCGCUGGACGGCGACUAUGCUGCAGGUGAUGCCAAGCUCAGCCUUGCUUACCGCAACGUGCUGGAUCUGUGGCUUGCCCAGCUGGAAGAGACGGCGAGCACGACCGCGCCGCCGCCGUCGGUGGCGAUCGAUAUGGCAGGCGCGGUGCCUGUACUGACGGCAGCACCGGUUCCCACCCGGAAAAGUGGCAGGCCGGCCACAACAGGGUGGAAGAACGCGCUGCGGGCCAUUGUGGCGCGGCCAUACGAUCAUCCGGACGCAGUGGUUGCGGUCGACGAGGAAGUGGUCAUCAUCCGCGACAAGUAUCCCAAGGCGCAGCACCACUACCUGGUGCUUCCGCGGUCGUCGCUCGGGCAAGGCACGCUGGCGCUGCUGGACGGCGCCGCCGCCGAGUCGCUAGCGCUAGUCAAGACGCUUGUGAGGCGCGGCAAGGCCUUUGCAGCUGGCGAGCUGUCGGGCUCAAGCAAGUUUGGCCUCCCGCCGGAGAGCUCGUUUGCCUUUGGCUUCCACGCCAUCCCCUCGAUGAACGUCGUGCAUCUUCACGUCAUCUCGAGAGAUUACGACUCGGUGAGCCUCAAGAACAAGAAGCACUGGAACUCGUUCACCAGCCGGUUCUUUGUUCCAGCCAGCGACAUGGUGGCGCGGUUCGAGGCCGGUCUUGGCUGGAGGCUGUCGGAGAGCGAGAAGGCCGAGUACCGGGCCCUGCUGAAGGCGCCGCUCGCCUGCCAUCUAUGUGGCCAGGAGAGUCGGAACAUGCCGCAGCUCAAGGCGCACAUCCGGGCAUGUGGAGCUCGCGGCGUGUAGCCGUGGCCGCAUCCGGCGGCACCAUCGGUGCGGUGGGAGAAUUUGAGUGCGCUUUCAGCAACAAAUCGUUAAUACUUUCGCG